UGGGAUUUACAAACCUCUGGCUCUCUGACUUCUGCACUGGACAAGCAUGGAGGAGCAACAAAUCCCAAAUUUCAAAAACUCAGGUGUCACAGCAAUAGUGCCUCUGGCCUAGGCUCGCUGAAUAAAGAUGCACAUGGGCUCUGGGAGACAAAGCAGCACUCAAAUCAGAUGACUCAAAAGAGGAGAAAGAAAGCCACCUUUUAAUCUCAGGUCAACAGUUUGGACGGUGUGAAUGAUGUGAGUCGCCAGAUGACAAAAGGCCAAAGUUGAUUUUAAGACAUGGAGGUGCUUCAGUUUUGUGUCUGGGAUCUGUUGGCAGAUGAGCCUUGAUGUCAACAUGGGGUCAAACAAGCCGUAAAUGUUUUGCUGCGCUCACCUGACUUUUGUCAGCACGCCAAUGCAGCAUAGAUGAUUUACCCUUUAAAGAGACAUAACUGGGAACGAACACAGUCUAAUGAUGUAGCUGCUACAGGUGACUUACAUGUGGCCUAUGAUUCAAGACAGUCCAAUUACAGUCAGUAUGGAAGUGCAGACAACCUCUUUAGUCUGGAUAUAUUUGAACAGGACAGAACAACUGAACACUUCAUAUGAAUACAACACUACAGAUUUGAUUGAAGACUCAGACAAGUACCAGUCUUACAUAAUUGGUCUCUUCCUUUCCUGUCUGUACACCAUCCUCCUCUUUCCUAUUGGAUUUAUUGGUAACAUCUUAAUCCUGGUGGUGAACCUGAACCACAGAGAGAAGAUGACCAUCCCCGACCUUUACUUUGUCAACCUGGCUGUAGCUGACCUCAUCCUGGUGGCAGACUCCCUCAUCGAGGUCUUCAACCUGAACGAGAAGUAUUACGACUACGCUGUCCUCUGCACCUUCAUGUCCCUUUUCCUGCAGGUCAACAUGUACAGCAGCAUCUUCUUCCUCACGUGGAUGAGCUUCGAUCGGUACAUCGCCUUGGCUAGCUCCAUGAGCAGCAGCCCGCUGAGGACUAUGCAGCACGCCAAGCUCAGCUGCAGCCUCAUCUGGAUGGCCUCCAUCCUGGCCACGCUUCUCCCCUUCACCAUAGUGCAGACCCAGCACAGGGGCGAGGUGCACUUCUGCUUCGCCAAUGUCUUUGAGAUCCAGUGGCUGGAGGUGACCAUUGGCUUUUUGGUGCCCUUCUCCAUCAUUGGUCUAUGCUACUCUCUGAUCGGUCGCAUCCUCAUGAGGGCCCAGAAGCACCGUGGAUUGUGGCCACGGCGGCAGAAAGCCCUGCGCAUGAUCGUUGUGGUGGUUCUGGUGUUCUUCAUCUGCUGGCUCCCAGAGAACGUCUUCAUCAGCAUCCAGCUGCUGCAGGGCACAGCUGACCCAUCGCAGAGGACUGCUACCACCCUGUGGCACGACUACCCGCUCACAGGCCACAUCGUUAACCUGGCAGCUUUCUCCAACAGCUGUCUCAACCCCAUUAUCUACAGCUUUCUAGGGGAAACCUUUAGGGACAAGCUGCGUCUCUUCAUUAAGCAGAAGGCCAGCUGGUCAGUAGUGAACCGCUUCUGCCACCAUGGCCUCGAUUUACACCUCCCCGUGAGGAGCGAGGUGUCGGAGGUGUGACUGCUGAGAAAAGGGACAACCGUUAUGAAACUGAAUCCACAAACUACACCCAAGAAAUCUUCAUAUCAGUGAUAUAUCACCCAGUGUGAAAUAUUACCUCAGCUUUCUUUCAACUGUUGUUUAGCUUCGCCUCAUAGUUGUACCAGUGUCUCAGUUAACGUGCUCACUUUCUGAACAAAAAGCACCAAGAAUGUGCACUCAAAAGCUGAAAAUGACUUGAUGUGUGUAUCUUUUUAAGUAGAUAACAAUCCACAUACAGUACUUAAAGCUAUUUCAUGUUUAUCUGCAUGUUGGACUGUUUUUCUUUAAGUGUAUUUGGUGUGAUAUUCCUUGCGCUGGAUGGUAAAGCAGGCAUCAGUAAAUGAAAUACUAGUGAGAGGCAAAAUGUCAACAUCUGCCCUAGGAGCACAGCCUGUGCACAAAAGUAACUAAUGGACAGAUGAGUCUUAGAAAAGAACAGUGUAAGUGUGUAAGACAGACAACAGUAGAGAACUUUACAUUGUGUGACCUCCUUAUAUAAAUCCUCCAGGGCAUUUUCUGGGUGUGUGGUAGGGAUAGCAAAGGCUGCGUCACAGCUAAAGCAACAUAUGUAGAGGAACUACUGCGUCACAUAAAAUCUAAUCAGGCUAUCCAUUUCAGCUGCACUAGAGGAGUCAUUUCAGUUAAAACUCCACGCGUGCUUGCGUGCUGUAAAAAGUAAAUGUGGCAUUUAUCAAAAAACUCAAGCAUACCCACCGUCCACAACAUUGUGACAAGUCAUGACGAAAUGAAUGUUGGGCAUCUGAAAACAAUGUACUGGCAGUUCAGGACAUCACAGUUAAGGAACAAAACUGAGGACGCCGCAAGAAGCAGUGACUCGCUUUUCACUGCCACCCUCUGAGAUAAUACAGCACCAGUUUCUUUGUACUUUUCCAUCCUGCUUUUUUAUCUGUAUUGGACUGGGGGGACAUGGCAUGUAGUAUUCCAAACAUUCAUUGGACAAUGCAAAACAAAUAUUCACAAAUGUGUUUUAUUUUCAAAAAUAAAGAAAUGCCACAUUUUAAAACAUAUAAAAUGAAAGUUGUUGAUUGAUUCCAAUUGCAACAAGUUUGUUUUUUAGAUUUCAAAAAUAGCAAACAGCAUUUAAAUUAGUUUUAUAUAUGUGUGUCUAAGUAUUACAUGGAAUGAAUAAAGGGUAAUGUAGCUAUACCCUUUAUUUCUGACUUGUUAUAUAUAGAUUUUGGGAUGUGGUAAGGCAAGAAUCAGUGAGUGCUCAUUUGAGUUAUUACCCUACUUGUCAGUUCCUGUUAGCGUGAUGCCGGAGCAAAGAGGCAGGUGUUGUUUUGCCAGGAGGGGAUGAGACUGGGUAAACACAUCAUUCAACAUUGAUAACAUGAAGCUGCUUCAAUCUUUUGUUCUUACCCGUCUUAACAUAUAUUACGGUGAUAAACAACAGUGGACAAACCACAGACAUAAGUAAUGGACCUGCGACAAACAAUUUUCCAAGUAAAACGUGCUUUAUCUACACAUUUGUGACUGUUUUUUGUUUGUUUGUUUGUUUGUUUGUUUUUUUGUCUGUGAACUGAUUCAACUAAUUUUUCUUUCAAAUCCACUUAAUAUAAAAACUGAAAUCAAACAUAUGACAUCAGACAUGUAUCGUUCUCAAAGACAUCACUGGAUAUUCUCUGAAAGUCCUCGCUCCUCAUUAACACAGUCAUCACAGGUUAAUGUAAUGUAGAUUACCAGGCUACAGAGGUGCAUUGUAAAAAUUCUGAACUGUUUCCUAUCAGAGGCCUGAUAGUAACCUGUCAUAAAGUUUUACAGCCUCUUUGUUUGUUGAUCUGUCAGGACAAAUAUUAUAAAUUCUUUUUCUGUGAUAUCGCACUGGUUGUUUUCUGAAAUUCAGUAGCGCUUUCAGUCAUCUGUCUACACUGAAUAUUUACUCUGUUAUUUAUAUUUUUGCAAAACCAAACACAAUACAGCAUCAUGUACAACCAAUUCUGUGCAUUGGGAUUUUUGAAGAGAUUGUUUGGU
Molecule: messenger RNA, 3598 nt
Organism: Lates calcarifer (barramundi perch)
Lineage: Eukaryota; Metazoa; Chordata; Actinopteri; Centropomidae
Gene: gper1
Product: G protein-coupled estrogen receptor 1
Exons: 2
Coding region: 482-1585 (367 amino acids)
Biological process (GO): cellular response to estradiol stimulus; G protein-coupled receptor signaling pathway
Cellular component (GO): membrane
Molecular function (GO): nuclear estrogen receptor activity; G protein-coupled receptor activity
Source: RefSeq, a predicted model, not a curated record